GAUGAUGGCAUUCCAAAAACAGCGCUCAUUUCCCAACUUUCACCGAAUCAAGCUACCAAACAUCAUCACUCGUCUCCCUCUCCUUCUCCUCCCCAUCCCAUUCGGAUCAAAAGCCGCAUUUUUCAUGCGUUUCCUUUGCUCAAUUCUCGGAAAGUUCAGAUUUUGCGGCCUCACUGAUUUUAUCACCUGCUUUCUGGCGGUUUAGGUCUCAAAAAGGCGGUUUGCAGUGAUUCCAGUUGUAAAGUUUGGAUUUUUAUGUGUUUUUGGAUCAAGGAAUUAUUUGGGAUAAUUUGGUGAAUUGAAAAGAGAAAUUGAAGAGAUGGAAGUGGAGAAGAAGGAGGAGAAGGGAGGUCCUAAAGCUCAUCAGAUCAGGAACAAGAUGACUCUCUAUGAGCAGCUAAGUGUCUCCUCUCAGAAGCUCAAUCCAAGGCCUGGUUCUUCUCUCUCUUUUCCACCUCAUUGUGGCAAUGCCUGCACCAUGGGACCUUCUCCAUCUUCCAACCAGUAUUGCAGACAUGAGAGGAGUGUUCUUUAUCCGUUUCAAAUGUCUGUUCCGAAGAUUGAAAGUGGCAAGUAUUCAACAAGGGAAAGAAAAACUACUCUUGUUUGUUCUGAGCAUGAGUCCAUGGAAGAAAGCAAGGUUCUUGAUACAAAGUCGGUAAGUAUCAAAACAAGUCAGAAUGAACAAAGGCGAAAAAAAGCUUUAUCAAUCAAGGAACAGAAGAAGUCUGCACCCAUUCUGCAUGCCGGCGAAAAUCUUGCAGAACCAGACCUGCCUAAAAGCAUAGAUCUUAAUGAGGAUUUGCAUAUGGAAAGUGAAGAACAGGAUAAAAAACCUCAUGAUAUUGAUGCUUCUGUCCAAAACAAAUGCUUGAAUGACAAUGGCUGUAGGAAUGCUUCCAGUGCUAAAAAUGAAUCCUGUUCGAAAACAUUACUCGACAACAGUUGCCGAAGAGAAAACACAGGCAAUGAUCAUAAUCAAGAAAAGGACAAUAAGGCGAGUGGAGAAAGAAAUGAAGCUUGUGAUGUCCCCAUGGUGGAUUCAUCGUCAAGGCGGGAGGUACAUCCUGAUGAUAUCGUUGAAUCUAUUGGCCCAAAACAGUUUUGGAAAGCAAGAAGUGCUAUUCUCAAUCAGCAGAGGGUUUUUGCGAUACAAGUGUUUGAGCUGCACAGAUUAAUAAAGGUCCAAAAGUUGAUUGCUGCAUCGCCGAAUAUGCUUCUUGAAGGCAAUCGAUGUUUAAGCAAGCCUUCAAAGAAGGUGCCCUUGAAGUCUCUUGAAGGCAAUCAAUGUUUAACCAAAUCUUCACAGCAGGCGCCAUCAGAAAUUACUAAGCAACAAGAGUCCUUGUCGAAAACUCAAGCGGUAACUACCAGACAGGAAGAUGAUCUGCAGAAGCCAAACCAAAACAUAGAAGCUCCGCCGAGCUAUUCUUCUCGUCAGGAUGGUCUCCACAGAGAAGGUCUCCACAGAGAAGUUAGCGUACAGCAUCCAGAAUCUAGCCCUUCUGUGGCUUGUGCUCAGAGACUGAGUUCAUGGUGCUUCCCGCCGCCUGGUAAUCAGUGGUUGGUUCCUGUAAUUUCGCCUUUGGAAGGGCUUGUUUACAAGCCAUGUGCCGGUCCUUAUCUUCCGAACAACGGUUUUAUGCCCCCUGUUUAUCAAGGUUGUGCCCCACUGAAUACAGCUUACGGCAUUAUAGCAACUUAUCAGCGACCAAACAUAAGUGUUCCUCCGAGUGUUCUCCCAUUCAGUGCUAAUUACUACCCGGCUUCUUAUCCUAUGCCAGUCAUGAAUCAAGCCGCCGUUGCCUCAGCUACUGAACAAGUUAGCCCGAUGGAUGGUUCACGACCCACCGGGCAGACUGAACAGAGCUCAUGUAAAAAGUCAAACCCAAAAGUUGUGGCAUUUUCAGGCCGCCUUCGCAAGUUUCAGGCAUCAAAGGAUGGAAGGGCAGCAAGCAGUCCUUGUGAGAAGGGUCAACCAGUGGUUCUAGCUGCAGAGGGCUCUGUUCAACCGUCUCAAGGCAGCAAGAACCAAACCCAAACCCGAACCCGAGUGAUCAAAGCUGUUCCUCAGAAUGCUAAGUCUGAACCAGAGUUAGCAACAAAGAUUUUCCAGUCUAUACAAGAAGAGAGACAACCACAUGAUACAUAGGUCAUGCAUAAAAUCCAUCUUACUGACCUUUGAAAUGUUUUACCUAGCUCAAAGUUUUUUUAUUGUGGAAACCAUGCCCUUUCUGGUUGUUUUCUCCUUGUAUAUAUAUAUAUAUAUAUAUAUGGUCUUGCAUCAAGAUCUUCUGGAAUCCAUGAACUCCACU
Dioscorea cayenensis subsp. rotundata (Guinea yam) is the source of this 2315-nucleotide messenger RNA. Its product is annotated as protein HEADING DATE 3B-like. NCBI's taxonomy places the organism in Eukaryota, Viridiplantae, Streptophyta, Magnoliopsida, Dioscoreales, Dioscoreaceae. The transcript has 5 exons. The record is from RefSeq and is a predicted model, not a curated record. Gene Ontology annotation, biological process: regulation of photoperiodism, flowering. The coding region runs from base 320 to 2152 and encodes 610 amino acids.